Opisthocomus hoazin is the source of this 1369-nucleotide messenger RNA. The record is from RefSeq and is a predicted model, not a curated record. Lineage: Eukaryota; Metazoa; Chordata; Aves; Opisthocomiformes; Opisthocomidae.
AUGCGGUCACGCUUCAGGCCCGAGUCUGAAGACGCGAAAGCAGCGCCGUGCGAUUUCGGCCGGUUUAAAAGAUCUAGUGUAACCUUUGGUCUGGAAAAAGCGUUAAAAGAAAUAGAUGAUGUCUAUGAAAAAUACAAGUCAGAAAAUGAUCCUGUUCAGAAGAAACGCUUGCAGCAGCAUCUUCAGCGCGCUUUAAUCAACAGCCAAGAACUUGGAGAUGAAAAAAUUCAAAUAGUUACUCAGAUGCUAGAACUGGUAGAGAAUAGAGCCCGGCAAAUGGAAACACACUCUCAGUGUUUUCAAGAUCUGUCUGAGAACGAAAAGCCUCUAGAAAAGGCAAAGAUGGAGUCCUGCCAGCCAGAGAGAUCUUCGCGUAGACCUCGUCGCCAGCGAACCAGCGAAAGCCGCGAUCUGUGCCAUAUAGCAAAUGGUAUCGAUGACUGCGACGAUCAGCCGCCUAAAGAAAAAAGAUCUAAAUCUGCCAAGAAGAAAAAACGCUCCAAAGCCAAACAAGAGAGAGAGGUUUCACCUGUAGAAUUUGCAAUUGAUCCCAAUGAACCGACUUACUGCUUAUGCAACCAAGUGUCUUAUGGCGAAAUGAUAGGGUGCGAUAACGAACAGUGUCCUAUCGAGUGGUUCCACUUUUCGUGUGUUGGACUCACCUACAAACCAAAGGGGAAAUGGUAUUGCCCCAAGUGCAGAGGGGACAACGAGAAAACGAUGGACAAAUGUACUGACAAAUCAAAAAAGGAUAGAAGAUCGAGGUAGUGAAAGCAAUUCGUGUUUUAAAGAGUUGCUCCUUUUAUAUUAAAAUGUUUAAUUUCCAGAGAACGCUGUUUUAGGAAAUGCAUAAGACUAUGCAAUAAUUUUUAAUCUAUAAUAUUAAUGGAGUAUUAAAAGCUGUUAUACCUUCUGUGGUCUUUAACUUUCUGCACUGAAUAACCAAAUAGUUGAAACAGGGUGGCUUCAGACCUUCACAGAAGACAUUACAAGCAUAUGGCGCUUGGUUUCAGUUUAACCCCGUUAGUGUUUUAAAAAACUUUGAAUCUUGAAAUAAUGACGGUGGGAAAGAUACUGAAGAACUUUUCAUAUUAUGGGAAAGGCACUGAAAGGCCUCGUGUAACUGCUAGAAUCUUAACAACUGAAUUUGUUGUUUAUCCCAGGUCUUAAGUUUUUGGGUUUUGUGUUGACAUCACAGCUCUGGAAUUAGGGUUUCUGAAUUCAGCUGUAACUGUAAAAGUCUUCCGAGCUAAAAGCAGACCUCUUCAGUGACUUUCAUAUGACCAGUAUGUUAUUUCAAGGAAGAAAAUACCACUAACUUAAGCUUUUUUUUUUUUUUGGUCAAUAUUAAACUCUUUUCUCUGUGACU